AUGCAGGCUCUCUCAAGUUUUGUUCCAAGUGACCCGUUUCACCAGCUUACGGUUACGCUGUGCCUCGUUGGUGUGUUCCUUACGGUUGUGUUUGCUCUGGCGUUCAGACCGAAGAGCAAAGAUCAGGCGCCGAGCACGUUCGAAGCAUACCUCAAGUUCAUCUAUGGGUGCUUUUUGAAGCCUCAUACUGGAGACGGAUCUGGAAGCCAACAAGAUGCUUUGGAAAGCUUCUACAAAGCUCAAGCCGACGUCUACGACGCUACCCGACUCAAGCUUCUUCGAGGUCGUGAGGAUAUGCUGGGACUGGUCGCUGCGCAGCUCAAGCACCGUACCGAAGCGGGCCUAAUCUCGCAACGACCAGUCUGGGUUGAUAUUGGCGGAGGAACUGGUCACAAUGUUGAACAGAUGAACACAUUCGUUCCCGUGGCAAGCUUCUUUCGCGCAGUUUAUGUCGUCGACCUCUCCCCCUCCCUCUGUGAGAUGGCCCGGAAAAGGUUCGCCCGUCUCGGUUGGACAAACGUCAAGGUUAUCUGCCAGGAUGCGCGCGCCUUCCGCCUCCACGAACACGAACCGCAAGCAUACGAACGCAAGGAGAUGAUCUCCAAAGAACAAACCGUUCGCGACCUCGACGAGAAUGCGGAUGCAGGUGGUGCUGAGCUUGUCACUAUGAGCUAUGCUCUCAGCAUGAUCCCCGAGUUCUACCCUGUCAUCGACUCAAUCGAUAGCCUGAUGAGCCCCAACGGUGUUAUCGGUGUCGUCGACUUUUACGUACAGAACCAGGUCGACUUCAUGGGUAGGAACUACAUGGGUGGUGCUAUUGAUCGUCACUGCAUGUGGAUCUCACGUGUGUUCUGGCGGACGUGGUUUGAGAUUGACCGUGUCAAUCUCGAGCCUGCACGACGGGACUACCUGGAGUACCGCUUUGGUACAGUCCUUAGUAUCAACGCUCGCAACAACUUCUUCGGCACUGGUAUUAAGCUCCCCUACUUCAUCUGGCUCGGUUGCUCGAAAGAUCACGGCGCUUCUACCCAGAAGCUUGCUGAGAUUGAUGCCGCCGCCACCGAAUCGCCCUACCUCACGGCUCUCGACCUCCAGACAGGAGCUACACAGACUGACGUCGAAGUCCACUCAAAGGCCUACGAGUCGGCAGUGCACACUCGCUUCAACGACUCAUACAUCUACGCAUUUACCUGGGAAGACGACGUAGCAGACAUGCGCCUCCUUAAACCAACCUCCAACGACGUCGUCCUAGCAAUCGGCUCAGCCGGCGACAACAUCCUCGCCUUUUGUCUCGAAAACUGCCGCCGUGUCCACGCCGUCGACCUCAACCCAUCUCAAAACCACCUUCUUGAGCUCAAAGUCGCCGCCUUCACUGCGCUCCCCUACCAAGACGUCUGGAAGCUCUUCGGCGAAGGCAAGCACCCCGACUUCCACAACCUCCUGAUCCAGAAGCUCAGCCCGCACCUCUCAUCCGAAGCCUUCCAAUUCUGGCUGCACAACGGGCCCUCCGUGUUCUCCUCCUCCUCGUCAAAAGGUCUUUACUACUCCGGCGGCUCGGGCAACGCCCUCUCCAUCGCAGGCUGGCUCUUCCACCUCCUAGGCAUGACCUCGGACGUGCAAAAACUCUGCACAGCCUCCACCCUGAACGAACAACGAGAAAUCUGGCAACGCUCCAUCAAGACCGUGCUGCACUCCAAGAUCCUCACCUGGGCCAUCCUCGGCAACGAGAAGUGGCUUUGGAAAGCGCUCGGCGUGCCCCCCGCCCAACGCGCCGUCAUCGAAGCGGAUUUCAAGAAAACCGACGACUUUGACGAGACAAAGACACCUUCGGUGCCCAAGUCAGAUGCAGCAGCAGACUACAUGGCGUUCCACGAAGAGCCGUCCGACGACGCGCUAAAGUCGAGUUCUGGAAAUGCGAUUUACGAAUACGUGCUCAACACUUUCGAGCCCGUCAUCAACACCACGCUGCUCUCCACCUCAAACCACUACUACCUCCUCACCCUCCUGGGCCACUACACACCAACCUCCCACCCCACAUACCUCUCCCCGAAAUCACAUGUUAAACUCAGUAAACCCAAUGCCUUCAACGGUCUCCGCAUCCACACAGAUGAGAUCUCCGAAGUCAUCGCUAGAAUGCGACCUGGUACACUGACCAUUGUCGUCGUGAUGGAUAGCAUGGAUUGGUUCCCACCAAGCGGCCAACAAGCGCUCAAACAGAUCCGGGCGCUGAACCGCGCGUUGAAGGUAAAAGGGCGGGUUAUGCUCCGGUCUGCGGGCUUGGAACCGUGGUAUAUCAAGGUGUUUGGCGAGUGUGGGUUUGCGGUUAAGAGGGUGGCUGUUAGGGUGCCGGGAAGCUGUAUUGAUCGGGUUAAUAUGUAUGCUUCUACGUGGAUUUGCACAAAGGAAGUGGGGAUUGAGCGCGAGGAUGUCAAGGUGGGGUUGCGGAAGGCGAGUUUGGCAGAGUUGAAGCUUGAGGCUCCUGCUUUGCGUAUGGAGUAG
Alternaria novae-zelandiae is the source of this 2499-nucleotide messenger RNA. RefSeq lists its product as uncharacterized. NCBI's taxonomy places the organism in Eukaryota, Fungi, Ascomycota, Dothideomycetes, Pleosporales, Pleosporaceae. The transcript has 8 exons. The record is from RefSeq and is a predicted model, not a curated record. The coding region runs from base 1 to 2499 and encodes 832 amino acids.